AAUUUCUAGGUUAUAAAUUAUACUCGAAUAUUCAAUUAUUAUUGAAGACCCACGUGUAGUAUAGUUAACAGUAUGGGAAAGGUACAGAAAAGCAAAAGAAAAAUUCCAUUAACUGAACCAGAAGCCCAGGUAUUGCCUCCUCCAGUGAGAAAGUCUGAGGAACCAUUAGAAAAAAAGCGAAAAUGGAUAAAUAAACAAAGGGUGUUAAUUUUUGCAUCUCGAGGUAUUAAUCAUAGAGAUCGCCAUCUAAUGGAAGAUCUUAAAAAAUUAAUGCCCCAUCAUAAACCAGAAUCAAAAAUGGAACGCUCAAAAACGUUAUCUGUAAUAAACGAAAUGUGCGAAAUGAAAAAUUGUAAUAAAGCUAUUCUAUUCGAAGGUAGAAAGAAAAGAGAUUUGUACAUGUGGAUUUCCAAUGUACCUAAUGGACCAAGUGUAAAAUUUUUAAUUGAAAAUGUUUAUACUAUGGAAGAACUUAAAUUAACAGGUAAUUGCCUUAGGGGCUCUAGGCCACUAUUAAGUUUUGAUCCAGUUUUUACUGAAAAACCACACUAUGCUUUGUUGAAAGAAAUCUUCACACAAACAUUUGGGGUUCCCAAACACCACCCAAAGAGUCAACCGUUUUUUGAUCACGUUUACACAUUUACAAUCUUAGAUAAUAGGAUAUGGUUCAGAAAUUUCCAGAUACUAUCAGAAGAUGGCGCUUUAGCAGAAGUUGGACCUAGAUUUGUAUUUAACCCAGUGAAAAUAUUUUCGGGUAGUUUUAGUGGAGUGGCUCUAUGGGAAAAUUCAAAUUACGUUAGUCCGGCAAAGUAUAGAAAUCAAAUAAAACUUUCUGCUAAAAAUAAAUACGUGAAUAGGAUUCAACAGAAAGUACAUGCAGCAGCAACUCGCCCUACAGAUAGCUACAAAUUAAAACCUCUAGAUGAUAUAUUUCAAGAAGAUGUAUUAGAAAAAGUAGAGGAAUAUGAAAAGGAAAAAAUGACAAGUGAAAAUACAGAUGGUGUAUCCAAAAAGAACAAAGUUAAAAAUGUAAAAAUUGGAGCUAAACAAAAAGAGAAAAGUAUAAAAGAAGUUAAUAAAACAGUUCAAUUAAUUAAAAAGAAAAAACCUAUUGAAAAGGCUAAAAAUAAAAUAGACAAGAAAGGAAAAGCUGGAAAAAAGAUUAAAGUGAAAAUUAAUGGUUUUCUCAAAUCUAGUAAAUCUUAGGUGUAUACACAAUAUUUCAAAAAUAAAGCUUUAGUUAUA
This is a messenger RNA of Diorhabda carinulata, 1245 nucleotides long. RefSeq names its product ribosome biogenesis protein BRX1 homolog. The record is from RefSeq and is a predicted model, not a curated record. Gene Ontology annotation, biological process: rRNA processing; ribosomal large subunit assembly. Gene Ontology annotation, molecular function: rRNA binding. The transcript is spliced from 4 exons. NCBI's taxonomy places the organism in Eukaryota, Metazoa, Arthropoda, Insecta, Coleoptera, Chrysomelidae. The coding region runs from base 73 to 1206 and encodes 377 amino acids. Gene Ontology annotation, cellular component: nucleolus.